AUGGCCGGUCGCCGACGAUUGGAAGGGGAACUAGCACCUGUUUAUGGGCUUGAUGAUGACGAGUUCUUUGUGGAAAUACAUCAUGGGGGAUUUUUCUGUGGGUCUGGUAAAGAUCAGAUUUAUCUUGAUGGCAAGGUUGAUUGGUUUGACCAUAUCAAAGAGAAGUAUUGGCGUUUUUUCGCAGUUGAUGGGAUUAGUGUGAUGUUAGGUUAUGGACUUGACAAUGUGGAGGUGUACUGGUUGUUGCCUGAGAUGGUUGUGCCUACUGGUUUGAGAAUUGUAGACUCAGAUGCAGAUACACAAAUCAUGAACCAAUUUGCAUAUAAGAUCAAAAACUUUGUGAUGUAUUUUGAUAUCUAUAAUUCAUUUGACAAAGACAUUGUGUUGAAUCCAAUUGGUACACUACCCAAAAUGUUAAGUCCUAGGAAUGUGCCACCUGAAAGAGAUGACGUGGGCAACAACAACAACAGUGACAAUGAUGGCAGUAUAGAUGGGUACUUCUUAGACAGUGACUAUGAAGUUGAUGAUGAUGAUGAUGACCUAUUCUAUGACAAUGUUGAUGAUGGGGUGGUUGAUGAGGGUGCAGCCAAGGGCAUUGUAGUCAGCAAAGGGAAGAAGAGAAAUGCUCCAUAUGGCAAAGAGAAGAUGGCAACGGUUAGGGAAUGGGAUGAGCUGUCAUCUGAUGAGGAUGAGUUGGAGUUACCAGCUGAGGAAGAGGGCCAGGUUGGGAUGAAUUUGAAGACCUUCAGGCCAGAGGACCUGCAGAACCCUAUUUUCAAAAUUGGAAUGAAGUUUGCAUCAGUACAACUGCUAAGAAAGGCUAUUACAGAAUACAGUAUCAAACAUAGGAAGAAAUGGGUGCUUAAGAGGUGCACUGCAAAAUGGCUAGCUAACAAGUACUUGGACAAGUUUAGGGUUGAUGAAAAGAUGAGCCUGACCAAUUUUGGAAGGAUAGUUCAGUUGGAGUUGAACUUGACCCCCUCUAGGAUGAAGCUGAGUAGGGCAAGAAGGAUGGCAUGGAACAUCAUUUAUGGAGAUGAAGUGCAGCAAUUCAAUCUUCUUUGGAACUAUGGUCAUGAACUUAGGAAGUCAAAUCCAGGUAGUAGCUUCUUUCUGAACUUGCUUGAUGGCUACUUCAGUUCACUUUAUGUGUCUUUCGAUGCUUGUAAGAUGGGUUUCCUCAGUGGAUGCAGGCCAGUGAUAUGUCUAGAUGGCUGCCACAUCAAGACUAAAUUUGGGGGACAGCUACUCACUGCUGUAGGCAUAGACCCAAAUGAUUGUAUCUUUUCUGUAGCCAUGGCAGUGGUAGAGCAAGUUUUCCCUGACUCUGAGCAUAGGUUCUGUGUUAGGCAUCUAUACUCAAACUUCCAAGGCCACUUCAAAGGGGAAAACUUGAAGAAUGAACUGUGGGCAUGUGCUAGAGCAAGUACAGUAACAAGGUGGAACCAAGAAAUGGAGAAAAUGAAAGUGCUCAACAAGGAUGCCUAUGCAUGGUUAGAGAAGAUGCCACCAAACACUUGGGUUAGAGCCUUUUUCAGUGAGUACCCGAAAUGUGAUAUCCUGUUAAACAACACUUGUGAAGUUUUCAAUAAUUACAUCUUGGAAGCUAGAGAACUGCCUAUCUUGACCAUGAUACAGAAGAUCAAGUCCCAACUAAUGAUCAGGAAAAAGUUAGCUAGGCAUGCUAAUUUCUCCAACACAUGCUAUCCUAUACCAAGUGGGAAUGGUAUCUUUGAAGUUCAUGACCGAGAGUGGCAGUAUGUGGUUGAUCUUAUGGGCAAAAAUUGUGAAUACAGAAGGUGGCAGUUGACAAGCAUACCAUGCAGCCAUGCCAUUUCUUGCCUGAAGCAUGAAAGAAUCCUAGAAGAUUUAGUGCUCCCAAAUUGUUACUCCAUUGAUGCAUUCAAAAAUGCAUAUGGCUGUAACAUAUAUCCAUGUUCUGAAAAAUCUUCCUGGGAGAAUGUUGGAGGUCCAGAAGUGCAACCACCUAAGUAUGAGAAGAGGGUAGGCAGACCACCUAAGGCAAGAAAAAGGGCAGCACAUGAAGUUCAAGGUCCUAAUGGACCAAGGUUGUCCAAACAUGGAGUAAUCAUGCACUGCAGCCAUUGUGGACAAACUGGUCAUAACUCAGCUAGGUGUGAAGCAAAGAAGGCAAGCCUACCAGCUAUUAAGAAAACAAAAAAACCAACUAGAACUGCUACUACAACUACAACUAAGCCAGAGCAACAACCAAGUUAUGAGGAGGUGACUAACCUAGUUGAGGUACCAGUAAUGUCCCAAGUAGAGAACCCCAUGUUGUCACAACUACUAGAUGAGGCUUCACAAAACAUGAGGCACAUUCCAUCUACUUCACCAUUGUCAGACUCUACCUACAUCAUUUCCAACCUCCCACCAUCAAGGCAUACUCCACUUACAACAGCAACAAAGACUGGAAGGACCUCAAGGACCAAGAUAGUGAAGAACAACUGUGCUGCCCCUAGUAAGAAGACAGGUAUAGAUCAUUUGCAGCAACUUGCUGUUUUCUUAGCAUAUGUAAUGGAAGCAACAAAACAAUUCCUAGUUUGCUGA
Molecule: messenger RNA, 2568 nt
Organism: Miscanthus lutarioriparius
Lineage: Eukaryota; Viridiplantae; Streptophyta; Magnoliopsida; Poales; Poaceae
Source: the annotation of a GenBank genome assembly